AUGGUUACUUAUCGUGAUUGGGAAAAAUAUGCAUUAGAUACGAGAGAAACUAAAGAUAGUGUUUGGGUAAUGUUUGAUGAUGGUUCACAAGAAAUUUGUGAUAUCUUAGUUGGCGUAGAUGGAAUUAAUUUUCCAGCACGAAAACAGAGACAACCCGAAUUACAAAUUUUCGAUAUUGGAUUAACAAAUAUCAUAACAUAUCAAAACAACUUAUGA
Messenger RNA from Funneliformis caledonium, 216 nucleotides. The record is from the annotation of a GenBank genome assembly. NCBI's taxonomy places the organism in Eukaryota, Fungi, Glomeromycota, Glomeromycetes, Glomerales, Glomeraceae.